Talaromyces proteolyticus is the source of this 3558-nucleotide messenger RNA. RefSeq names its product histidine phosphatase superfamily-domain-containing protein. NCBI's taxonomy places the organism in Eukaryota, Fungi, Ascomycota, Eurotiomycetes, Eurotiales, Trichocomaceae. Gene Ontology annotation, biological process: inositol phosphate biosynthetic process; inositol metabolic process. The transcript is spliced from 3 exons. Gene Ontology annotation, molecular function: 5-diphosphoinositol pentakisphosphate 1-kinase activity; inositol hexakisphosphate kinase activity; diphosphoinositol pentakisphosphate kinase activity. The record is from RefSeq and is a predicted model, not a curated record. The coding region runs from base 1 to 3558 and encodes 1185 amino acids. Gene Ontology annotation, cellular component: cytosol.
AUGAGAAUCGAAGCGUCGUUCGAAGGAUGGCAAGGAAGCCGGUUAUCCCGACCACCUCGUUCGUCGAGCAGAGCACCUAGAAGGCUAAGUGGUAGUACCGCAGCGAGCUCUGCUAGUGAGGCAGACCCGCGACCUCCUCUUAUUGGUAGGAUCGGGGUGUGUGCCCUCGAUGUCAAGGCGCGGAGCAAACCAAGUCAAAACAUCUUGACUCGCCUUCAAAUGAAAGGCGACUUAGAAGUCAUUGUUUUUGGUGAUAAAGUCAUUCUGGACGAGGCCGUUGAAAAUUGGCCCAUAUGCGAUUUUUUGAUUUCUUUUUUCUCGGAUGGGUUUCCACUUGAGAAAGCAAUUGCCUAUGCAAAGCUACGCAAACCUUUCUGUGUGAACGAUCUAUCAAUGCAGAAAGUUCUCUGGGAUCGCAGACUUUGUCUUAAGAUACUAGAUCAAAUGGGUGUUCCGACUCCGAGUAGAGUGGAAGUGAACCGAGACGGCGGCCCCGUUCUACAAUCAUCUGAACUUGCGCAACAUGUCUAUAACCUGACUGGUGUGAAGCUAGAAGGUCCUGAGGAUGGUGUCGGAGGUGGAGCUCCCAAAACUCGGUCAGUGUCAUUGUCUGAGGAUGGGGAAACACUUAUCGUCGACGGUCAGACAUUACGUAAACCGUUCGUGGAGAAGCCAGUGAACGGAGAGGACCAUAAUAUUCACAUAUAUUUCCCCAACGACCAGCAAUAUGGAGGGGGUGGAAGACGACUAUUCAGGAAAGUCGGCAACAAGAGUUCGGAAUAUGACCCUGAUCUUGUUAUACCAAGGUCCAUAACCGAGAGCAACGCCAGCUAUCUAUACGAGCAAUUUCUCAGAGUCGAUAAUGCUGAAGAUGUCAAGGCUUAUACUGUUGGUCCUGAUUUUUGUCACGCCGAGACCCGCAAAUCUCCCGUUGUAGACGGUGUGGUGAGACGAAAUACACAUGGAAAGGAAUUGCGAUACAUAACAAAUCUUACCAAAGAGGAGGCUUCUAUGGCUGCAAAGAUUUCAAACGGUUUUGGUCAAAGGAUUUGUGGUUUUGACAUGCUGCGAGUUGGAGACCGAAGCUUUGUGAUUGACGUGAAUGGCUGGAGUUUCGUUAAGGAUAAUAAUGAUUAUUACGAUAAAUGCGCCAAAAUCCUUCGAGAGAUGUUUCUGAAUGAAAGGCGCAAACGUGAUAGAACGUUUGAUCAACCAGAGCCUCCGUCUCCAGAUCUGAUGUCCUUUAAAAAAGGUAGUGCGAAUUCUCAUCGCAGUGCACUCAGGACUAUAUUAAAAUCACCGAGCAUGACACGGCUGCAUGGCUCGCAAAAUACGUCUAAGAGUCAUUCGGUGUCUCCCGAUCUCGGAAGUAACCUAACUUCAACACCAGCAGAAGUGGCCAGGGCCUCAGUGCACCAGACACGGGAAGAAACGCCUGCACCUGACAGCACUAAUGCAUCAAGCAAUAAUUCGGCUGCUGUAUCCAUUUCAAAUGAAGAAGAGGCGCCGCCACCUCCAGCAUCAAAACAUUCUUGGAAGUUGAAGGGUAUGGUAGCCGUCAUACGCCAUGCUGAUCGUACUCCGAAACAAAAAUUCAAGUUCACGUUCCACAGUCAGCCAUUUGUUGACCUUCUCAAAGGACAUCAAGAAGAGGUUGUUAUUAAGGGCGAAGCUGCACUUGCUAGUGUGUCUCGUGCAGUCAAAAUCUCUAUGGAGCAGGGACUGGAAGAUAUGGAUAAGCUUAGGUUACUUAGAACAUCGUUGGAAAAGAAGGGCGGCUGGCCAGGCACGAAAGUCCAAAUCAAGCCAAUGUUUCGGAAACGGAAACCGGAGGAAAUGCGAGAGGACUCGGCUGACCCAGAGCUUGGUGCAAUUACCCAAGUGAAGCACGGCCGACCUCUCUCUCCACCUUAUGAGGCGACGCCUGAUAGUGACAACCUGAGUCGGUCGUCGCAGAAUAGAAGUGACUCGAUCUCUGGUGCCACUUUCUCUCGUUUCUCUGCGGUUGAGAACGAUCUUAUCUUAGACAAACUUCAGCUGGUCAUCAAAUGGGGAGGAGAACCCACACAUGCUGCUCGAUAUCAAUCGCAAGAUCUCGGCUCGAACAUGAGAGACGAUUUGAAACUCAUGAACAAAGAAGCCCUUCACGAUGUUCGCAUAUUUACAAGUUCUGAACGUAGAGUUAGUACAAGUGCUCAAAUUUGGGCGUGCGCGUUCUUAGAUGAGAAAGAGCUUCCCGAGGACUUUAUUCAAGUUCGAAAAGACCUCUUAGAUGAUUCGAAUGCAGCUAAAGAUGUCAUGGAUAAGGUGAAGAAAAAAUUGAAGCUUCUGCUUCGCGAAGGAUCUGCACCCUCCCAGUUCGCCUGGCCCAAAGAAAACUUCCCAGAACCGUCCAUUGUGCUGGCCACGGUUGUGGAAUUGAUGAAGUUUCACCGGAAAGUCAUGCGGCAUAACUUUCGUAGGUUAGUGCGUCCCGAGAGUCAGCCUCAGUCGAGCACAAAAACAGGUGACGAGACGUACCAGCCCUCAAAGGCUACUUACAAUCCCGAUGUUACCAAUAUACAAGGUCGAUGGUGCACAGGCGAAGAGGCUGAACUAUUCAAAGAGCGAUGGGAGAAGCUUUUUGCAGAGUUUUGUGACACGGAGAAGGUCGAUCCCAGCAAACUUUCAGAACUAUACGACAGUAUGAAAUUUGACGCUCUCCACAAUCGCCAAUUUUUAGAAUGGGUUUUCAUGCCUCCUGAUGACUUUGAUGCGAACGAACAAAAUAACAACGCCCAGCCAGGAAAUGGGGAUAAAUCUGAAGAAAAGGCUGAAAACAGCACUUUUGCACACAAACUGGGACUGAAAAAGAGAGCACUUUCUCUUCUAGAGUCAAGACAACAUUUUGGGAGCUUGGAAGACACAUACGACCAUUAUUUUAAACUCCAGUCAGGCCCCAGCAACAGGAAAAAGAAGUCGGAUGAAAGGCUGUCGAAGUUACGAGAACUAUAUAAGCUUGCUAAAGUUCUAUUCGAUUACAUUACUCCACAAGAAUAUGGAAUCAAAGAUAGUGAGAAGUUGGAGAUUGGGCUUUUAACGUCGCUGCCGUUAUUACAAGAGAUCGUCCGAGAUUUGGAAGAAGUCCAAGCAUCAUCAGAUGCUAAAUCGUUUUUCUAUUUCACAAAAGAGUCACAUAUAUACACGCUUCUGAACUGCAUUUUAGAGGGCGGCAUUCAGGCUAAGAUCACGAGAAGUGCAAUCCCCGAGUUGGACUACCUUUCUCAAAUCUGUUUUGAACUCUACGAAUCCAAAGACAGCGAUACGGAUACCUUUUCUUACUCCAUCCGAAUAUCCAUCAGCCCCGGUUGCCAUACUUUUGAUCCGCUAGAUGUGCAGCUGGACUCUCGCCAUGCCAUUGGAUGUGCUCCUCGGCGGAGUCUGACAGCCCAUCAGGACUGGAAAGAAGUAAUCGAGACCCUCAAGGCCAAAUUUGACACGGUAAAACUGCCUAAAAGCUUCAUUGCCGUCAAUCUUAGCGACAAGCACGCCUAUAAGCCCGAACCCACGAUGUACUGA